GACUAGUUCUUUCAUAAAGAGAUGACUGCUGGAAGAGUCUCAGACCCAACGCUGGGGUGAGAAGCAAUGUGGUGCAAUGCGCUUCAGUCAGCACCGUCUGAACGAGUCGAAGUCACACUGAAUAAUAGUCACCCUCCAGAACAUUUAUGAGCCCAUGAGGGUCUUCACUGCAUCUAUCUGCAUCACACCAAUUGCUGCUUUACGACAGUGAUUGCUCCACCAUAAAACAAGAAGGACACUCCACCAAGCUGUUUACUUUUGCAAAAAACCAAUAACGAUCCUGUAAAACACAUCAGUCUUUCGGCCAAAGGAAGAAUAAGAUACUUGCGUAAUAGCCAGAGCCAACAGAUGAGACGCCGUCAUCACAGAAACGAUUUUAUUCUUGGAAAAGGCCAGUAAACCUGACAAUCAAUGUAUUAGGUGAUGAUACCUGAACAACCACCUAUUGUACUUUGAACUUGGUGGUCAGGAGGAUCGUUAUGGUGUUCUUUGCAAGGGAAAUCUCACAUUAGGACAGAACGAGGAGAGUCGUCUUGCUUUCCUUCGAGCAGAAGGACAAAGUCCUGCAACAGCCAAACUAAAGGACUUGGAAUUAAUCUGAAGAGUCAUUUAAUUGAUCAUAAGAGGAAAGUUGCAUUGGGCACUUAGAUUCAAGUAGAAUCGACAGUUUGUAAUGUAUCAGCCAAUGACAGAUGCAGGGAAUCACAUAUUGCAGGGUUGCCUGGUUUCACUCAAUCAAUACACGCAAACCGUAAUCAUGGAUGGAUGUAAGGUAAGCGCCUUCCACUAUUUCAAAUACGAGAUGGAGUUUAAUAGUGAUCACAUGUGAAAUUAACUGUUUUUACAUUACAAAAGAUGAAAUUCAAAUGUUUAUGGCAAUACUGGAAGUCUUUGGCUGCAUUCGAAAACUUGUUAUUAACAAAAAAAUAAUGCAAAUAUAAAAUAUUUCUUGCUGAACCUACUUGUAAUCUCUGUUUGAUGCUUUGCACAACAAUAACUUAAAAUUAUCUUUUCAGAGUAAUUUCUCCAAAUUUGAUGUGCAAUUAAUUAGAUUAAUUAAUCACCACAUCAUGUAAUUAGAUAAAUGUUAAUUGCUUACCAGACCUAUUUAUAAUACAUUACUUGUCUAUUUAUUUUUUUAAAUGUCUUAUAUGUACCAGAAAAAAAGUGUUAACAUGAAUUCUCAACUUCCUAGGAGGAUAUAUUGCUAAAUGCUAAUGCUAAACACUAACAACCUCCCCAGCAGAGACUGCCUCUAUCUCUUGGAGUAAACACCCCAAUGAUGCUUUGCCAUGUGAGGAAGUUUUUAACUCUCAAAAGAGCUAAUUGUUAACCUGAAGCAGACGGCAGUCUUCAUCUGGAGUUUGAACGCAUGUCAUCCCAAACUUCAGUAAAUUGUUCUUCAGUAUGUUCAGUAUGAAUAGUAGCCAUGACUGUGGGAGUCUGAGCUGGGAACUAAUACGGGUCUUAGCUCCCAUUCUGGACAUAAUAAUCAUGCUGAUCGGGCUGGUGGGACACUCGCUGGUCAUUUACGUCCUGACCGGACGGAAGAGGAAGAAUGGACUCCAGUCUCUUCAAGGGACAGAUAUGUUACUUUUAGCCUUGAGUGCUUCAGAUCUACUGCUGCUCAUUUGCCUGCCCUUCCACACUGCCGCUAUAGCACUAGGCUACUGGCCCUUCAGCGGCAUCCUAUGCAAAAUCAUCAGUUUCCUGGGAGUGGCCGGUAACUCGGCAAGCGUAUUCACUCUAGCUGCAUUAGCGGUAACGCGCUAUCUGAUUGUGGUGUACCCCAAUUGGACGUAUCGUUUCCGAAUGCGCCGUUGGCUGCGGGUUACUGUGAUUCUCAUUUGGGUGGUGGCCAUGGCUCUUGCAGCACCUCAGUUUGCUUUCCGCCAAUUGAGGACUGCGCCCAUCCUCUGCUUUGCGUUUCUUUCAGACCUCAGCCAGUUGGUCUACAGUACCAUUCUGUUCCUGUUCAGCUUUGCUUUCCCCCUGAUCAUCAUCGUCGUCAUGUACACUAAACUUUACAGUUUCCUGCGAAGGACACGACUGCAAUGUACCGCGCCGCAACUAGAGCGCUACCAGAACCAGGUGACCAAGACAUCGAUCCUGUUGGUGUUAUUCUUCACCAUCUGCUGGUUGCCAUCCUAUGCCCUCAUGUUCUUGCUCAUCGCUACCAAUAAUAGCAAUAUUCACACACAAACUCUCAACUUCGCCAUUAUCGCCCGGCUGUUAGCGAGCUCAUCGGCUGUAGCCAAUCCACUACUAUAUGCUUUCAUGUCAAACAAAUUUCGCAGAGAGCUGCUGACAUUGGGACGGGUGUGCUGCAAGGGUAACAGGUGUGUUAUGUGUCCAGGGAGCGCCAUAGUGGAGCCCUUUAACCCUGUGGAGCUGGACACCCCUCCCCAACCAUGAGGAUAAAGUCCUGAUCCAUGCAGAAACAUUUAAUGUGCUUCUGCUGUAAAAGGCUAAACCAGUAAUGGGACUAAUAGUGUAAAGAGAUAAAGACAAUAAAUAUAAGACAUAUGUUUGAACUACAUUGAUUUGUUCUGCCAGAUAUUGAGCCUGAAUUACCUCAAACACUUUGAUGAUAUUAUGUAAUAACAGAUCUUUAUUAUAUCAUAUAUUGUUAAGAAAUGUACUUUAGUGACUAGAAAUAUCCAUGUGAGACUUUUAAUAUAUUUGAAAGCAUUGAUGAAAACAUAUGUUUGCUUUCUUUACUAAUUCAUUAUAUGGCAUAUCAGAUAGAAACUGUAUACAACAAAAGCAACACAAACUUUGAAUGACGGGUUUUGCUUUUGGUGUAUUGUUUUUUUCAGUGCUUGCAUUGUUACUAAAUGUUACUUGUGUUCUUACAAUUUCAUGCUACUAUAGGAGCUGAUAAACAUUUUCAGCCUCCACUGGCAUCUGUCUAACCAUCUUGAAUGAGAA
Messenger RNA from Carassius gibelio (silver crucian carp), 2931 nucleotides. RefSeq names its product galanin receptor type 2-like. Gene Ontology annotation, cellular component: membrane. The record is from RefSeq and is a predicted model, not a curated record. Bases 1408 to 2415 code for a protein of 335 amino acids. The transcript has a single exon. Gene Ontology annotation, biological process: immune response; G protein-coupled receptor signaling pathway. Gene Ontology annotation, molecular function: G protein-coupled receptor activity. Lineage: Eukaryota; Metazoa; Chordata; Actinopteri; Cypriniformes; Cyprinidae.